This is a messenger RNA of Durusdinium trenchii, 546 nucleotides long. The record is from the annotation of a GenBank genome assembly. Lineage: Eukaryota; Dinophyceae; Suessiales; Symbiodiniaceae.
AUGGCGGGACGCCUUGGCAGCCUUGUUCUGCUUGGAGCGGCGACCUGGGCGACCUGGGCCUUCUGUCCCCCUCUGGGUCGACGACCGCCGUUGUCGUCGCGUCCGUCGCGUCCCAGCCGGGUCCCGCGGGCGGAUCGGCUGUUCGACUCGGAGACCGGGGUGUUCAAGGCGGAAACGAAUAUCAAGGUGCGCUUGGCCGCGGACAUCAACGCGCCGACGCUGGCGGGUGCCGAGAGCAAGAAGCUGAAGAGUGGCGAGUGGGUCUCGGUGAUCAAAGCGGGGGAGUUCUUUCAGGCCUCAGAGCUCAAGCAGAAGGCCGAAGAUGGGCAGACCUAUCUGAAGUUGGCCGACCAAGACGGCUGGGUCUUUGGCAAGGGCAUCGCAGGCGAAUGGCGGGGAAAGGACAUUGUGGUGCCAGUCGCGGAGGCGGAUGUGAUCAAUGCCAAGGCCAAAAUCGUGGCGAACACCAUGGAGCGGCAACUGAUCCGAGAUGAUUCCGACAAGUUCGCCCUGUAUGUGACCCGAUCUGGAGUUGAGGACUUUUGA